This is a messenger RNA of Rhizoctonia solani, 498 nucleotides long. RefSeq names its product ubiquitin-conjugating enzyme. The record is from RefSeq and is a predicted model, not a curated record. Gene Ontology annotation, molecular function: ubiquitin conjugating enzyme activity. Gene Ontology annotation, biological process: proteasome-mediated ubiquitin-dependent protein catabolic process; DNA repair; protein polyubiquitination. The transcript is spliced from 5 exons. Bases 1 to 498 code for a protein of 165 amino acids. Lineage: Eukaryota; Fungi; Basidiomycota; Agaricomycetes; Cantharellales; Ceratobasidiaceae. Gene Ontology annotation, cellular component: HULC complex.
AUGUCAACUUCGUGCCGCCGCCGCUUGAUUCGCGACUUUAAGCGUCUCUCGUCCGAUCCUCCAGAUGGUAUCUCUGGUGCGCCAUGCCCCGACAACAUUAUGCUUUGGAACGCGGUAAUCUUCGGGCCAGCCGAUACGCCCUUUGAGGAUGGGACGUUCAAACUGAUAUUGACAUUUGACGAAUCGUAUCCCAACAAACCUCCCCAAGUUAAAUUCUUGUCUAAAAUGUUUCACCCGAACGUAUACGCGAACGGAGAGCUCUGUUUGGAUAUUUUGCAGAAUCGGUGGUCACCUACGUAUGAUGUGGCCGCUAUUCUUACAUCAAUUCAGAGUCUACUACACGACCCAAAUCCUAAUAGUCCUGCCAACGCUGAGGCCGCAGCGCUCUAUCGCGAAAAUAUGAAAGAAUAUGUACGGCGCGUAAAAACGACGGUAGAGGAAAGUUGGAUGGAUCCAGGUGACCUGACUGGGGAAACCGCUCCCGAGUCAUCUUCAUAG